Molecule: messenger RNA, 531 nt
Organism: Rotaria sordida
Lineage: Eukaryota; Metazoa; Rotifera; Eurotatoria; Philodinida; Philodinidae
Source: the annotation of a GenBank genome assembly
AUGUUUAUAGCUGCUCCAACAACAAAUGAUAAUGAAACAUUAUUAUUACCAAUAGAACAAACAUCAACAGCACAAUAUUUUACACCAAAAAUUUCAAUUAAUGAAAAUGGAAAGAAAAUAAUUGAUGAACAUGAUAGUCAUUUAAUUAAUGAUGAAAAUCAAACUGAUGAUGAUGAUGAUCUUUAUCCUGUUACUAAUGAACCUAAAUCAUCAACACAUCCAUUUUUUGAUGUUUUAUCAGCUACAUCAUAUAAAAAAGAAGUUAUGAAAUAUUUACUUAAUUUAGAAGCGCGUUUUAUGAAUGAAAAUGAAAAAUUAUGUUCAGAAAAACGUCUUCGUGAAUCAACAAAUUGUUUAAAAGCAGCUCAAGGUGUAUCAAUACCCGGUAAUAAUUCAACUGUUCUUAUUACAUCAAAAGUUCGAUGUAAACUUAUUGAUUGGAUUAUAUCUGUACAUGAUUAUCAUCGUUUAAAUGCUAGCAAAAUAAUUUUUAAACUUAAUAUAAAACAAUUGAUUGAUAAUUGCUUUUAA